Molecule: messenger RNA, 3003 nt
Organism: Didymosphaeria variabile
Lineage: Eukaryota; Fungi; Ascomycota; Dothideomycetes; Pleosporales; Didymosphaeriaceae
Exons: 5
Coding region: 1-3003 (1000 amino acids)
Source: RefSeq, a predicted model, not a curated record
AUGCCCUUCUUCAAGAAGGUCUUUGGGUCCAAAGAUGGAUCGCGCGGUGCAAAGGCAGGCAACGCCAGCAGCCAGCCCGUGGCACCGCCGAAGCCGCGCUGGGAAGAGUCCUGGACCCGCAAAGAGGUUGCGCCCGACGAGAUCCAGGAGCUCAUACACGUCUGCACACGAGAGAUGAAGUCAAGAGCACUGGACAUUCCCUUCAUAUUGCUACCCUUCCGCCCAACAUCAGAACCCAGCGCCGCUCGCAACUUUGUGCGCAACUUCUUCAGGGCUAAUUACGAGGGGAGCAGGCAAUUCACUGGCGAGGGGUUGGCGCAGGAAGUGCGCCUCGCAGAGCCAUUGACACUUUGUAGCAUAAUGAAAUGGUGUUGGAGCAGAUUGCCCGGCGGCGUCGUCAGUUGGGACGCGUACGAGCUUUUCCGCAUCGGGGAGUCGGAUUCCAACUUCGCCAGACACGCCUUCGAUACUUUCAUUCCACUCAGCGUCGAGUCGGAAGCCCGCAAACGUGUCAUCUUCGAUUUCUUCGAUCUGCUCGCUGCCGUAGCUGCACGAGGCAAGAGUAAUGGCAUGGGCGGGAGGAAGCUGUCUCGUAUGGCCGGAUGGUGGGCCUUCGAGUUCACAGACGAUGGCAAAGGCUUUGACGGGGGCUACCGCGCAUGGGAAAAAUCACUUCUGUCGUUGCUAUCGCAGACCGAAUACCCGCCACAAGCGCCACAGCUCAUGUUCCAGACCACCACCAAAGUCGUUAUGAUCGUGGACUCUGUGUCUCCUACGCCAUUUGCCCUUUUGCGCCGAGCGAAGAAUUUUGAAUACCGCGACGAUGACGAGGCUCUGCAGGCCUUCUCAUCUUAUGACGAUACCGUCACAGCAUUGACUGACGAGUGCCGCAGAGUGCUAGAUUCCAUCUCUUCCGCCAAUCAAUCUGUGGCAGCAGCGGCGGAGGGUUCGAAACAAGAUCCAUCCUGGUCCAAAUUUGAAGAUCUGGGUUUCUCGGGAAUACUAGAUAGUCCAUCGCUGAGUACUAACGGUGCGCCAAGUGAGUCCGGUACACGCGAGUUCUCCAGCAUGAGAUCAGGGGCACGCUCGCGGAACAACGACUUUGGUCGACCUACAACACCUUCCUGGGCUGAUUUCCUUUCCACUGGCUUUCCAGACGAGAACAACAAUACGUCGACAUUACUAUCACCUUCCGCAAAACUUCCACCCAUUGGCGAAGCUGCUCGCGUGCAAAGCUCACAAUCCCACGUGCGCAACUUGCGCGGCGAGGAGGAUCUCGAUCCUGGUGAACUUGCGAGCAUCACUCAGCUUGACCUCGACGAUACAUUCUGGUGGGUCUGGAUGACGAGUCUAGCAUCCGAGGAAACCACCGAGCGCAAAGCUGCCUUUGGGAGAUGCACAUUGAUCGAGACGAAGAUUGCAGGCGCGAAAUGGCUCGUGAUGGAAGAGCAGGUCAAGGGCGCCUCGCCUGGACAGGAAGAAGGAGCUUAUAUCGCGGAGAAGAAAUCUAUGUUCAGCUGGACCAAGCGGGGUCGGUUAGGGCGGAGAAAAUCUACGGGCAAGAAGCCAACAGCUAAGGAGCCGUAUAACCGCACAACCCAAAACACGCCAAUGAGCAAGACCAGUAUCGGUCCAGAUCAGCACGCUCGUGUCCAAGCCGCCGCAGCAAGACUAGCCCAAGACCAGAGAAACCUACAAGCUGCGGAGCAGCUUGCCCAGCGCCGCGGUAGGAACGAUGAUGCAAAUUCAACCAAGACGAACAGUGUCCUCACACUGCAGCCCCACCUACUGAGUGAAGCUGGACCAGCAAUGAAGUGGGAUAAGAGGUUCGGGGAAGGUGCAAAGGAUCGUGAUGCACUCCGUGCUCAGUACCUCGGCGACGUGGCAGCUGGCAAAGGCUCGAAUACCAACCUUCUGUCUACUGCGAAUGGGAAUGGGAGCACUGCGGCUUUGUCUCACCGCAAUCAUUCAAACCGUGAUCUUCCUGCGCUGCCUACAGCUGAGGAGAACGCGCCACCAUCCCCUGCACCUCAGGCUUUCCCGGAGCCGCAGUACAACGGAGCUUCGAGCUCGGCUCCACCACCUCCGGAGAAAGCAGCGCUAUCGCCUGCCGUUUUCGAUGAUAAAUCCGGUCCUGCAUUAGACCAGCAUCCAGCGCUCAGGAAGCCUGUUCCAGUGCAGCCUGAGACACGUCCCAGUGACGAGCAUGGUCCUGUUUCAGACGCAAAGAAGUCCCCUCCUUCGAAAUUAAAGAAGAACAAGAAAGAGGGCGGUGGUGGAUUCCGAAAGCUUUUUGGCAAGAAGAGGGCUGAAGCUCCAGCGCCAGUGACCACUAAACCCGACGACGACGCACGCCUACGUGCAAUUGAGGCCACCAGAAGCGUUUCGCGAAUCGACGAUCACGGCGACGCUCGUGAGCCCUCCCCAGCCCGCAGCGUUGAGAAGCCAUUGCCCCCACCAACUUUCCCUACAGAUGCACAGCAUAGUCCAGCGUUAUCGGCGAUCUCGAAGACGUACCAUGAACCGGCGCUCCAAGUGACGCCCACCCCGAACAGGCACCAAGACCCAGAGGCAAACGCUGCGUUCUCCACUUUCGACCAAGGACCCAUGGACGACAUGCCAGCCUUCGUGCCCGAUGAUUCCGACGACGACGAUGCAGCUCCGAGCGUGCCUCGCUACGCACCUCCAGCAGUGCCGGAAGAAUCUACGCCCUCACGACGCUCCAUUGACAACAUCUCAGAGGAGUCAGUGGAUGAUUCGGCGCAGGCACCUCAGACGCAGGACCGCUGGGCACAGAUCAGGAAGAACGCCGCUGAGCGCGCUGCCCGCUUGAGCGAGGAGCAGUCUCGCAGAAGCCACAGCCAGAGCGUGCGCACCGACGAGGGAGAAACCAGCGGCGAAGAGACGAUCGAGAGCCGCGUCGCGCGCAUCAAGGCGAGAGUCGCGGAGCUCACGGGCAAUGUCGACGGUCAGCCCGGGGCCCAGGCGCCGGCUAGGCGAUAG